AUGCCUUCUCCCCAACUUGUGACGUUUUCCAUCCCGGGACAAACGCCCGACACUCGGAUCACGAUUUUCCAGCUCAAAGAGUUACAUGUUCACUCCAGUAUUCUGAAACUUUACUCAGCCUACUUCCGAAAAUUUAUGGACUCUCCUGACAAGGAUUCGGCUCCUCCCAGCGCAAUGUGGAAAUAUGAUUGGACUGAAAAGGUUGAGGAAGAUGGUAGCUGGUAUGUUGUUGAUAAAAGAGGUCAGGAAUUUGAGGAACAACAAAGUGUAAACAGUCGUGAUGAUAUGGAUAUUGUGGCCUUUGAAAAUGUUAUCAUGAGCAUGUACCAAAAGCCUUACGAAAUUACAUGCACAGCGCAUUUGCAAGAGAUUACAACCUUGGCCGAUUUCUACCGUUGUCUACCCGUAGUGUCAAAUUCUCUCUACUCAGCCUUCUUCCGCAGCCCGAAAUUUCUUGCCGAUAUAAAAGAAGAUAGGGAGAUCUUACUAGAGUUAUCAUGCAAAUUGAGACAUCGCGAGCUGUUCAACGACUGUCUCGUCCUGAUUUCUGGGUAUUGGUCUCCCGACGAAUUUGCAUUCAGCACAAAGAUAGAGGAUACAGGACUUGCAACACUGGCUGAGAACGUACAUAACCGUGUUGGAACACUUCUGGCAAGAAACAUACAGAGCAUACUAAUAGAUACGAGAAACACGGUCCAUGCUGGGGACUAUCUAAAAGCUGCAGUAUCUGGUACCGCAGGCUCACUAGUAAAAUACCACGUGAAAUUGCAGAAAUCCCUUUCCCCCAUGCAUGUUAUAAACGACAUCACCAAGAACAACCUCAAGUUGAAUACUUCUGCAGUAGCUGGGGAGGGGGAUUAUGUUUACAACUUCCUUUGCAUUGAAUUGAAGGAGGAAGAUAUUCCUUGGGAUACAACUGAGACAGACUGGUAA
This is a messenger RNA of Botrytis porri, 933 nucleotides long. RefSeq lists its product as uncharacterized. The transcript has 3 exons. The coding region runs from base 1 to 933 and encodes 310 amino acids. The record is from RefSeq and is a predicted model, not a curated record. Lineage: Eukaryota; Fungi; Ascomycota; Leotiomycetes; Helotiales; Sclerotiniaceae. Gene Ontology annotation, molecular function: protein binding.